UACAAAAAAGAUUAUAAUAUUGUAUGGUUCAAAGUCUAUGUUGUCUAUGUUUGAAUUGAAAACAAAUGUAUUUCUAAUGCCGACAUAAUUGAUCUUAACAAUAUUGUGCACUUAAGUUUGCAAAUUUUGUGCACUGCAUGUUAGUUGUGCUUGUGCAUCUUAUGCGAUUGAAACAUAUUGUUGUGGUAAAGACGUAGAACAUGUGGUCAUUUAAUUUAAUGAGUAAAGCAAAUAUGACCGAGCCACCGACAAAGAAAGUAUUACGAGAAAUCGAUAUUUCGCCAGAAGAAGUGCCAAUUUUAUCAACCGCCGCAGAAAAUGCCGAUUUCACAGCGCAAGAAUCUCUAGACGAAAGUAUCAAAAUUGUCCAUCUGAGCGAUGAUUGUUUGGUGAGAAUAUUCCGUUACCUGAGCCUCAUCGAUUUAACGAACGUUGCCGAGUCCAAUGUUCGUCUUGCAAGGCCAGCCAAAUUCGUUUUCAAUCAAACACAUCAAAAUAAUCAGUUAUUCUUCAAGUCACGCGGUGAAGUUAUUCAAAUACCUGAAUAUCAUCCGAUGGCUGAAUCAGAUCAUUUUACCAUCGAUUCAACGCUGGUCGAGAACAUAUUCAAACAUUUUGGCAAAUAUAUGCGAAGAAUAAAGGUGUUUCAUGCGCUUAGUUCAUUCCGAAGUACGCCAAAUUUCAAUUUAAUGAACCCAAUAGCCGAACACUGUCUGGACACAUUGCAAGAGUUGGAAUUCUUUGGAUCGUGCGUAUUCAAUGAGCUACGGUAUCGUCCGAAAACAUUUACGCGGUUGGAAAAAGUGAUUUUUUGUGAAGUAAUAGCGAAAUUGUCACCGGUUGAUAAUUUGAAUCGUAUGUUUCCAAAUCUACGUUUCCUCGAGUUUCACAACGUCUUUCAUCCGUUUGAAUCAUUUGUUAUGGAACAAAACUUUCCGCGUUUGGAACAUUUUGGCAUUUUUACAUUUCCGUAUUCAAAAUUCCUGCCACAUUUUCUGCCCAUCAUAAAUCGGUUUGUCAAUUUGAAUCCACAGCUGCGAAGUUUGAGCAUGUAUGACCUAAAAUUGACAUUGAAUGAUCUCUCAAUGGAUACGAUGCUGAAUAUUGAGAAAUUGGAAAUUGGCGGACGAAAUGAAUUUCCAAAGCCACCAUUCAAUUUUGGAAAUUUAACCAGCUUGAAACUCAUCUUCUCGAAUGAAAAUAAAACGGACGACAUUGAAUGGCAACAUUUCUCAGCGCAACUCGAACACUUGAAUAUUGUUGGUUUUCAACUCAAUGACAAAUCGGUCGAUUUAAUUCUUCAAUGCACACACUUGAGAUCGUUCUCAUUGACAUCGUUCGAAGGAUUCGAUUUAAAAUACAUUGAAAAACUUGCAAAAAAUUUAAGACGCCUCGAAGAAGUCGAAUUUAUUUCAAAGUUCAAGGAAGAUUCGAAGCAAACGUACGCAUUUGCCGGUGCCCUUAUAUUUAUGGAAAAAUGUGCCACUUUACGUAGAGCAACCGCCUCAAUACAAGUCGAGAAAAGUGACGUUAAAUUCAGAUUGGUCAAAUGGUGUUACUUGAAAAAGGACGAAUUUUUGGACGCGUAUCAAGAAAAAUUGAAAAAAACGUUGACCUUCGAUUGGUGGCGAUGGCCAAUAAAGCAUGAAAUCAAAUUUGUCGAUUAUCUCAAAGGAUGGCAAGGUGGACCCGUGUUUAGCGUCUGUAUGACGAAUCGAAACAAUUGAAAAUACGCUUUUGUUUUUCAAUUCUUAGGCACUAAGUUACUUAAUUUAAGACGAAUAUUGUCAAAAUCUACAUUAAAUUAUCGUUUUUCUCGCAUUCAACCAUUUAAUAUGGUUAAUAAAAACAAAUAUUUCCU
Molecule: messenger RNA, 1861 nt
Organism: Contarinia nasturtii (swede midge)
Lineage: Eukaryota; Metazoa; Arthropoda; Insecta; Diptera; Cecidomyiidae
Exons: 2
Coding region: 201-1727 (508 amino acids)
Source: RefSeq, a predicted model, not a curated record